AUGGUUCUUUUGAGCUGCGCAAGAAUAUGGCAGACUGUUUCUAGUCUCACAGACGUGUCGCCACUAUUCCAGAGUCUCUGGCAGGUUCCAAUCAAGAUAUCCGAGACUUAUGACUGCCACCAGAACUCUACCAUCGAGAUUCUUUCAAUUGACCCCUUCGUCAUGUAUAUCAACAACUUUCUGUCUGAAUAUGAAGUGAACCAUCUUCUGGAAAUUAGUCAUGACAAUUUUGAGCAGUCACCAGUCUAUGACGAGAACCUCAAAACAGUCGUCGACACACGCUUUCGCACCUCACAAUCCUCAAUGGUACCAAAGAGCGAUAUCGUUGGUAAAUGCCUGUCCUGGAAGAUGAAGUCGAUUCUCGGCAAUAUCCAGCACAUCGAUACAGAGCCCAUCCAGAUCGUCAAAUACGAACCUAGUGAGAGGUUUCGUAUCCAUAUGGACUGGUUCGACAAGCCCCGUAACAGAACAUAUAGCCGCAAACAUCCGAAGAGGCCUUACAAUAGACUGGCCAGUAUCUUUGCCUACUUGGAUGAUGAUUGCACCGGCGGGGAGACCUACUUUCCUGAAGUACAAGGCGUUUCUAGAGCGGCUGACGGAGAUAAGUUCUCAAGGACAGAGUCAGGAAAGGGACUGCUAGUUCGCCCCAAGAAGGGCAAUGCGGUGUUUUGGAAUAAUCUUCUACCUAACGGCACGGGCGACCCUCGCGUCGCUCAUGCUGGCUUACCGGUCCAUGCUGGAAGGAAGAUUGGUAUCAAUCUAUUUAGUCACUACUAUUAUGAUGCGCCGAUGGUUGGCGGAGAUGAAGAAUGA
Fusarium fujikuroi IMI 58289 is the source of this 813-nucleotide messenger RNA. RefSeq lists its product as uncharacterized. Bases 1 to 813 code for a protein of 270 amino acids. Gene Ontology annotation, molecular function: L-ascorbic acid binding; iron ion binding; procollagen-proline 4-dioxygenase activity. The record is from RefSeq and is a predicted model, not a curated record. NCBI's taxonomy places the organism in Eukaryota, Fungi, Ascomycota, Sordariomycetes, Hypocreales, Nectriaceae. Gene Ontology annotation, cellular component: endoplasmic reticulum. Gene Ontology annotation, biological process: peptidyl-proline hydroxylation to 4-hydroxy-L-proline. The transcript has 2 exons.